Lachancea thermotolerans CBS 6340 is the source of this 645-nucleotide messenger RNA. RefSeq names its product enoyl-CoA hydratase PHS1 (gene PHS1). Gene Ontology annotation, cellular component: endoplasmic reticulum membrane. Gene Ontology annotation, biological process: fatty acid elongation; very long-chain fatty acid biosynthetic process; sphingolipid biosynthetic process. The record is from RefSeq and is a predicted model, not a curated record. NCBI's taxonomy places the organism in Eukaryota, Fungi, Ascomycota, Saccharomycetes, Saccharomycetales, Saccharomycetaceae. The transcript has a single exon. Gene Ontology annotation, molecular function: 3-hydroxyacyl-CoA dehydratase activity. The coding region runs from base 1 to 645 and encodes 214 amino acids.
AUGGGAAAGGUAUCAUUUGUAAAUCCUUUAGCUUUGUACAACUUAUUCUCAGCUGGCCUAUGGGGCUAUCUUCUUUACAAUGCCAUUGUUGUUUAUCCUAAAAUCGGCCAACCGGAAUUCUUUUACGAGAUCAAGAGUACCUUGAACGCUAUUCAGUGUGGCGCUCUCAUUGAGGUUUUCAACUCACUCUUUGGUAUUGUGCGUGCUCCUCUUUUGACUACCUUUGCUCAGGUAGCUUCCAGGCUCUUGUUGACAAUCGGAGUUUUUCAAUAUUUGCCUGAGGCGGAGAACGCGCACAACAAGACAUUUGUUUCACUCGUUAUCGCCUGGUCAAUUACUGAGGUAGUCAGAUACUCGUUUUACUACUUCAAUUUGACCCUGACUUGUGGUGCCCCCAAGCUGUUAGUUUUGUUGCGUUACAACCUCUUCUGGGUGCUUUAUCCGCUUGGUGUGGCUAGCGAGCUGUUGAUAAUUUACUCUGCCCUUCCCGUUGGCGAAUCUAAAUACUCGGCGAAUGUCAGAUGGGCAUUGAUAGCGGCCAUGCUUACCUACAUUCCAGGUUUCCCAAUGCUCUUCUCGCAUAUGGUGGUUCAAAGAAAGAAAAUUAUGAGAUCAAUCCGCUCAACUACCAAGAAGGAAAACUGA